AGAGAGAAAGAAAAGGGAUAACGCACGGCGCACUUCGAAACCCCUCCUAAACCACGCGUGACCCAAUCGCAAUGGCGACGCCGCCGGAAUCCCUCUCACCGGCUGCAGCGGCGGUGGAGGAUGAUUGGGAGGAGGCGCGGGGGCUGCUGUACGAGGCCUACAACGAGCUGCAGGGCCUGGCGGCGGAGCUGGGCGGCGCGGCGGCGCCCGCGCCAGCGGUGGUGGUCGUCGGCCACCAGACGGACGGCAAGAGCGCGCUGGUCGAGGCGCUGAUGGGGUUCCAGUUCAACCACGUCGGCGGAGGCACCAAGACGCGCCGCCCCGUCGCGCUCCACCUCCGCUUCAACCCGCGCUGCCACGCCCCGCGCUGCCGCCUCCUCGCCGGCUCGGGCGCGGGGGACGACGAGGACGAAGAGGCCGGUGUCGCCGGCCGCGCAAUGCCGCUCGCCGACAUCCAGGCAUACAUAGAAGCCGAAAACAUGAGGCUGGAGAAUGAUCCUUCCCAAUUUUCAGAAAAAGAAAUUAUAAUAAGGAUAGAAUACAAGCAUUGCCCUAAUCUCACCAUUAUUGACACUCCAGGCCUCAUCCUACCAGCUCCUGGCCGUAAAAACCGAGUUUUGCAGAGCCAAGCUUGUGCUGUAGAGACCCUUGUUCGUGCGAAAAUAAAGCAUAAGGAAACCAUAAUACUUUGCCUUGAAGAUUGUAGUGACUGGAGCAAUGCAACUACAAGGAGAGUGGUGAUGCAGGUUGAUCCUGAUCUUGCAAGGACUGUUCUAGUCUCCACAAAACUGGACACUAAAAUUUUACAGUUUGCACGAGCCUCUGAUGUUGAAGUCUUUCUUCACCCCCCGACCUGUGCUCUAGAUGGUUCCUUACUGGGGGAUUAUCCCUUUUUCACAUCAGUGCCUUCGGGGAGAGUUGGCUCCUGCCAUGAAGCUGUAUUCAGAUCAAAUGAAGAGUUCAAGAAGGCCAUCUCAUUGAGAGAGUUGGAAGAUGUCGCAUCUCUUGAGGACAAGUUGGGAAGGGGACUUACAAAGGAGGAGAAAAACAGAAUAGGAGUGAGUAACUUGAGACUAUUUUUGGAAGAAUUGCUGAGGAAGAGGUACAUUGAGAGUGUUCCAUUAAUUAUUCCACUUCUUGAGAAGGAACAUCGUGGUGCAACAAGGAAGCUGCGUGAAGUCAAUCAAGAAAUCAGUGAUUUGGAUGAAGCAAAAAUGAAGGAGAAAGCUCGCCUGUUCCAUGAUUCAUUCUUGUCGAAGUUAUCUUUGCUAUUGAAAGGCAUGGUGGUGGCACCGCCUGAUAGAUUUGGAGAAACUUUAAUUAACGAGAGGAUAAAUGGAGGAACUUUUACUGGAAGUGAGAAUUUCCUGAUCCCAAACAAAUUGAUGCCUAAUGCUGGAAUGCGUCUCUACGGUGGCGCACAAUACCAUCGGGCAAUGGCUGAAUUUCGUCUGGUUGUUGGAAGUAUUAGAUGCCCUCCAAUUACUAGGGAGGAAAUUGUCAAUGCUUGUGGUGUGGAAGAUAUUCAUGAUGGGACAAACUACUCCAGGACUGCUUGUGUGUUAGCUGUGGCAAAAGCACGUGACACAUUUGAGCCUUAUCUUCACCAGCUGGGUUUUAGGUUAUUAUACAUAAUGAAGAGACUGAUUCCGAUAUCUGCUUUUCUGUUGGAGAAAGAUGGUGAGAACUGUAGCAGCCAUGAUGUACUUGUGAAGCGUGUCAAAGCUGUCAAUUUGAUAAGUUUGCAUGAAUCUACUGAGCAAUCAUGUCGUGAAAGAUGUAUGGAGGAUUUGGUGAGCACCACUCGUUAUGUCACUUGGUCCCUUCACAAUAAGAACCGUGCCGGAUUGAGACACUUCUUUGAUUCCUUUGUUGCACAAGAGCAAUUAUCCGUGAACACACUUACUGCCCACUCGACUGGGCUGCAUGAGCAAUCCUUUGGCUUGAAUGACAAUAAGCAGGAUAGGCCAAAGGGAGACUUCAAAUCAAGUAAUUCUUCAGAAGCAAAUUCACCCACUGUUGCAUCAGAGACUAGGCUUGUUGAUCUCUUGGACAGCACACUAUGGAACAGAAGGCUGGCACCCUCAUCUGAAAGACUUGUGUAUGCACUGGUUCACCAGAUUUUCCAUGGGAUCAAAGAGCAUUUUCUUGUCACCACAGAGCUUAAGUUCAAUUGCUUUCUCCUCAUGCCGAUUGUUGACAAAUUACCGGCGCUUCUAAGAGAAGACCUUGAAUCAGCCUUCGAAGAUGAUCUUGACAGCAUAUUUGAUGUUACUCAGCUGCGCCAUUCACUUGGGCAGAGGAAGAGAGAUCUGGAGAUCGAAUUGAAGCGGAUCAAACGCUUAAAGGAGAAAUUCGCAGAGAUAAACAAGAAGCUGAAUUCUCUCCAGGUUAGACAGUAAGCUACUCUAGGAGAAGCAGAGCAACUAGCUACUCUAGUCGAGUUAGAUUAUUUCUAUGCUGUAAUAAUAAUAAUCCCUUAGUGUGUAAUAAUAAUAGUCUAGUGUGAUUAUGACUUCUUUGUUGGAUCUUUUCAUGUGUAAAUAUACAUAUAUUAACCCUUCCAAUGUCGUUUCCCUUCCUUGCAAACCGACUAACAAAGAACUUUUACGUGA
Oryza sativa Japonica Group (Japanese rice) is the source of this 2615-nucleotide messenger RNA. Its product is annotated as dynamin-like protein ARC5. Gene Ontology annotation, biological process: peroxisome fission. Lineage: Eukaryota; Viridiplantae; Streptophyta; Magnoliopsida; Poales; Poaceae. Gene Ontology annotation, molecular function: GTP binding; GTPase activity; microtubule binding. The record is from RefSeq and is a predicted model, not a curated record. Gene Ontology annotation, cellular component: cytoplasm; membrane; peroxisome.